Messenger RNA from Trifolium pratense (red clover), 2434 nucleotides. RefSeq names its product VIN3-like protein 1. Gene Ontology annotation, biological process: epigenetic regulation of gene expression; vernalization response. The coding region runs from base 326 to 2125 and encodes 599 amino acids. The record is from RefSeq and is a predicted model, not a curated record. NCBI's taxonomy places the organism in Eukaryota, Viridiplantae, Streptophyta, Magnoliopsida, Fabales, Fabaceae. The transcript is spliced from 4 exons.
UCUCUCUAUCUCUCUCUCUCUCUUCGAUUUACGCUUUUUUUUUCCUACUUCUCUUUAAUACCACCACCUUCAACUUUUUCCGAUUCCUUUUCUCUCUCAUCUAUUGUCCCUCUUUUCCUCUUCGCAAACAAUGUGGGUUAUAUACUAAAUUUUCUGUUAUUAUUUUCCAACUAAAAAAUAUAUGUAUUUCUUUUUAUUAAUAUAUAAGAAAUAGGAAAUAUAGAGUCUCCUAUUUUUUAUAUAUAUAAUAAUAGAGUUAGGGUGAGCCUUGAUCUUUUUAUCCAUUAUUAUAAUUGUUCCAUUGUUGUAUUGUAACAAUUGCUCAAUGUCAUCAACGGUGGAAUUGAUGUCCCUCAGAUUAGUCGGUUAUUGGACCGGAUACCAGAUAUCGAGGAAAAUAAUUGCUCAAUGCCAUCAAAGUGGUUUUCUAGUUGACCCUGCAAUGUGUGGUGUGCUGAAUAUCCAAGACAAGCAAAGACUUGUCCAUGAGGUUGCUCGUCAAUCCAAAGAUGCCCCAAAUAUACUUCAAGCAUUUACUCGCCGGGAACUCCUAGAAUUAAUCUGUGCUGAAUUAGGCAAAGAAAGGAAGUACACGGGAUAUACUAAGGAUCAGAUGAUAGAAUAUCUUCUGAAGUUAGUUUCUAAGAAAUCCAACCUGCACGUUGAACAAAAUGCUCUUGCUCAUUCUCCUGCCAAAAGUUCCAUAGGAUCUAAACGGAAAAAGGGACCUCCGUCUUCUGAUUUACAUAAUGUUCAAUUACAGAACACUAAUGAGGAUACAAUGAAGACCUUAGUGUGUCAGAAUGUUGCAUGCAAAGCUACGCUGAAUCCAGAACAUUCGUUUUGUAAGAGAUGUUCUUGUUGUAUAUGUCGUUGUUACGAUGAUAACAAGGAUCCUAGUUUGUGGUUGACCUGCACCUCUGAUAAUCCCAAUGAAGGGUCAUGUGGAAUGUCAUGCCAUUUGCAAUGUGCUUUGAGUAAUCAAAUGUCUUGCAUUUUGAAGGGAAGUUGCGGUAAAACCUUGGACGGAAGCUUCUAUUGUGUUUCUUGUCGAAAAAUUAAUGACUUAAUGACGACGUGGAGAAAGCAAUUAUUGGUUGCCAAAGAAGCAAGAAGAGUUGACAUACUCUCUUUGCGAAUAUCCUUGGCCCACAGAAUUCUCAUAGGAACAAAAGUCUACAAGGAAGUGCAGAAGAUUGUAGAAACUGCUCUCAAAUUACUGGAGAAUGAAGUGGGACCUCUGGAUCAUGUAUAUGCUAGGAUGACGCGUGGAAUUGUUAGCAGACUCUCAUGUGGUGCUGAGGUUCAGAAGUUGUGUUCUACUGCAAUUGAAUGUUUUGAUUUGAAGUUUUCUGAACACUUUUCUAGUUCUGCAGAAAAGAAAGAAGCACCAACAUGCUCUUUACAUUUUGAAGAGUGUCUUCCUACCUCAGUGGUCAUUGUGCUUGAAUACAAAGACAAACUUUUAAAGAACUUUCUAGGCUGCAGGCUUUGGCACGGAAAAUCAACAACGGACUAUCCAGAACAACCCACUUUCAUUGUUUUGAGGCCCGAGAAAAGAUUCAAGUUAGAAAACCUCACACCUUCAACCGAGUACUCUUGCAAAGCUUCUAUUUUCAGCAGCACAGGGAUUUUGGGUGCAGCAGAAGCUAAAUGGGUGACGCCUUGUCAACCACCUUCAAAAAUUAUUCGACAUAUUGCAACCCAUUCAUCUUUUAACACAUGUACGCAAAACCAUUCAACUAUCAGGGAAAGGUUUGAAGAGUUCCUCACCAAGUCCCCAACGAUAGAACCUUUUUCAUAUAAAAGUUUUGCAGCAGCUCCACCUGCCACACCUUCUAAAUCCAAUGAAAUGAGACAACUUACUGGUUUGAAUUCUAGAAAGCGCGUGAAAGAAAAUGAUUACGAGUAUUCUGUGAGGGUAGUCAAAUGGUUAGAGCAUCAAGGGCACAUAGACGAAAUCUUCAGAGUGAAGUUUCUAACAUGGUUCAGUCUCAAGGCUAAUCAGCAAGAGAGAAGGGUGGUUAGUGCUUUUAUCGAUGCAUUGAUUGAUGACCCUGCAAGCUUAGCAGACCAGCUAAUACACACUUUCACCGACGAAAUUUGUUGCGACCAAAAAUCUUAGGGGAUCUUCAUUAAAUAUUUUGUUCUUGGUUUGAGUCCACUGAACCUAAAUGGCACUGCAUAUUUUCAUUUUUUGAUGAUAAUUGGCAUUGGAUAUUUAAAGUUAUUUUCACUUUGUAGGAAUUGUAGGGUCAGUACAUGGAUCAGAUUUUUCAAUUGUUCCUCUGACUAGUGAUGGGGUGGACUAGUUUAUGGUCUUUUAAAGAAAUCUUAGCAACAUGCAUUCUAACACUUUUUAUGGCAUUCUUUAUUAUUAGAUAGAAAUCAUGUAUCAUGUAUGGUCUUUUAAAUAUGAAGUUUGUUCCACUAA